AUGGGUGUAAACGCCUUCGAGAGCCUCAACUGUCCUCGAAUACCGCCAGACGUCUACGCCAAAGUCAAAGCUAUUACUAUCAUCGCUCUCCAGACGGUCUUCACCCACGUCACCGUACCCUUUGAGAUUUCAGGCAAAGCUGACUACGGUGACAUCGACAUCCUCGUCUCCGCUCCCUCCGGAGACCCCACCGACCUCACAUUCACCACGUUUCCCUUCCAACCCGUCAUCGAAACCAUCAAACAUGCCCUCAAGGCGCCUUACGGCCGCCGCGGCUUCCCAACCCCAGAUGCAUGUAUUUCGCCAUUCGCAUGCCUCCUAGCUCAUCAGUCUCUUGCCUCGAUGAAGACGGGAUGGCGGGAAAGAGCAAGAAUCCUGGGUCCAAGUCGACGUCAAGAUUGGCUGGGGAGUAUGGUGUGGGUUACCAGCGAUCCUUGGAUGGUGUGUAGGCUGUUGAGUUUGGGGAGGAGGGUAGUGGAUGGGGGCUUUGAGAGUAAUGAGGAGAGGCGCUUCCCGGACUUCAAGCUUAAUGUAGCGCGAGAUAAGGAUCUCCAGUUUUGGACAGCGCGCACCCGAGCAGCCAUUUGGCAGAAGGUAUUCACCUUAUUUCCGCACGUUGCAGCACAGUACUACACCAAGCGCUCUAAGCAUGUCAACGGAGUGGAAGAGCGCAGACUACGAGACCUGAUCACAGCCGCUAUCCCCACCGGCAUUAACGGCUAGCGUGACGACUGUCAGCUCCCGCGCAUUACUAUCUUUGCCAUCGAUAUGGG
This is a messenger RNA of Macroventuria anomochaeta, 773 nucleotides long. RefSeq lists its product as uncharacterized. The coding region runs from base 1 to 723 and encodes 240 amino acids. The transcript is spliced from 3 exons. The record is from RefSeq and is a predicted model, not a curated record. NCBI's taxonomy places the organism in Eukaryota, Fungi, Ascomycota, Dothideomycetes, Pleosporales, Didymellaceae.